GCUGCUGACGUUCCUCCGGCACAGGGGAGCUUGGCUGGAACGGAAAAUGUCCAGAGCUGGAACCAAGGUCACCUUCUAUGAAGACAAGAACUUCCUCGGCCGUUACUACGAGUGUGACAGCGACUGCCCCGAUUUCCACACCUACCUGAGCCGCUGCAACUCCAUCCGUGUGGAUGGAGGCACCUGGGUGGCCUACGAGAGGCCCAACUAUGCUGGGAACAUGUAUGUGCUGACCCAUGGGGAGUAUCCCGACUACCACCACUGGAUGGGCCUCAACGACCGCCUGGGCUCCUGCAAAUACAUCCAGAUCCCGAGCGGAGGCCGAGGCCACAUCCAGGUGUUCGAGAAGGGAGAUUUUGGCGGGCAGAUGUUCGAAGCCACCGAAGACUGCCCCUCCAUCAUGGAGGAGUGGCACAUGCGUGAGGUGCACGCCUGCAGGGUGCUGGAGGGCGUCUGGGUGUUCUACGAGCAUCCCAACUACCGGGGCCGGCAGUACGUGCUGCCCAAGGGGGAGUACCGCAAGCCUGUGGAGUGGGGAGCGGCCAGCCCUGCCGUCCAGUCCUUCCGCAGCAUCUCCGAGUGA
Molecule: messenger RNA, 583 nt
Organism: Pseudopodoces humilis (Tibetan ground-tit)
Lineage: Eukaryota; Metazoa; Chordata; Aves; Passeriformes; Paridae
Gene: CRYGS
Product: crystallin gamma S
Biological process (GO): lens development in camera-type eye; visual perception
Molecular function (GO): structural constituent of eye lens
Source: RefSeq, a predicted model, not a curated record